AUGAUAGCCAUUGGGAUAUUGGUACUGUCACUGUGUUCUCAGUUCUGUAUUGGUCACAGUAUUGAGGGAAAACAUGAUCAUGGUUCUGGAAGCGGCCAUUCGCAUUCACACACACACCCUGGCGACGACAAUAGCUACAUACAACAAUUCACGUUUGAUGUUUUAGAAAAAUAUGUGUUUCAAUAUAGUCCCAAAGUGAAUGCCUUGCUGGCCUCAACUAUAAUCCAAGCAACACCAUGCUUACUAGUGCUACUUGUCCCAGGCUUGAGAAACAUCACCAAUAUGAACGACGAAUCUAUAUUAAUAACAGCCUUAGAAGCUUUUGCAUUUGGUACUUUGAUGGGAGAUAUCUUUUGCCAUUUAAUUCCAGAAUCCUUUCAACUCUUCCCUGCACAUGAGGUCGGGUCUAGUUUAUUUUAUGGAUUCCUGGGGUUUCUAGUAUUAGACAAACUGAUGAAAAUGCUCAACGAAGAUGAUUCAGAAUUGGGACAUAGCCAUGGUCACUCACAUUCUCAUAGUCAUACUCAGAAAUCGGAUAAUGACGAAAGUACUAAUGAAAAGGAAUCAAAACCACACUCAGCUAAGAAUACUAACGCAACUAAAUAUAUCCAUGUCAUUUCGGGACUAUUACACCACUCUGUUGACGGUCUGGUACUAGCUUCGUCAUUUUAUGUUUCAACAGCAACAGGAGCCAUAACAACAGUUGCCAUAUUGUUCCAUGAAGUGCCUCAUGAGCUGGGCGAUUUCAGUAUCAUGCUUUCAAGCGGAUUUACCUACUGGGGUGCAUUCAAGGCUCAGAUGACUAUCGGCAUGAGUGCAAUUGUUGGGACUCUGUUCAGUUGCUACUUGAACGAAACCGGCCAGUCAACAUUCAAUUUCGAGACUGAUCGUUUACUACCCAUCACAGCUGGUGGAUUCAUAUUUAUGGCCACAACUGGCCUUUUACCAAGAAUACUUGCCCAUAAACCAACAUCAAACUACAGCACAUUUUCAAUCCAAUUGCUGUGCAUAUUGGUAGGGUUCUACACCAUGUCAGCAAUGGACUGA
Messenger RNA from Nakaseomyces glabratus, 1047 nucleotides. It is a transcript of the gene YKE4, whose product is annotated as Zn(2+) transporter YKE4. Lineage: Eukaryota; Fungi; Ascomycota; Saccharomycetes; Saccharomycetales; Saccharomycetaceae. Gene Ontology annotation, molecular function: zinc ion transmembrane transporter activity. Gene Ontology annotation, biological process: zinc ion transmembrane transport; intracellular zinc ion homeostasis. The record is from RefSeq and is a predicted model, not a curated record. Gene Ontology annotation, cellular component: membrane.